AUGCCUGUCCCUUGGGAAGCUUUGUUACCUUUUGGUCUGGUCACCGUCAUGUUCGGUGCGGCGGGGACUCUCUUCAACGUAUCCACCCGGGCUCAGAAUCUCGGAAAGCCUGGACGAUACGGCGUUGACAAAUGGGAGGACAUGAUGAUGAGGAGGGACGAACGACUUACCGGGCACAGGCGCGGUCAGACGUCGGACCCGACACCGCCUCCAGGCUACGAGAUUUCUAGCGUAUGGGAGACGGAGCGAGUCGCAUAA
This is a messenger RNA of Pleurotus ostreatus (oyster mushroom), 258 nucleotides long. RefSeq lists its product as uncharacterized. Bases 1 to 258 code for a protein of 85 amino acids. Lineage: Eukaryota; Fungi; Basidiomycota; Agaricomycetes; Agaricales; Pleurotaceae. The transcript is spliced from 4 exons. The record is from RefSeq and is a predicted model, not a curated record.